Aspergillus homomorphus CBS 101889 is the source of this 675-nucleotide messenger RNA. RefSeq names its product ankyrin repeat domain-containing protein. The coding region runs from base 1 to 675 and encodes 224 amino acids. The record is from RefSeq and is a predicted model, not a curated record. Gene Ontology annotation, molecular function: protein binding. The transcript has 2 exons. Lineage: Eukaryota; Fungi; Ascomycota; Eurotiomycetes; Eurotiales; Aspergillaceae.
AUGGCCACCACCGUAACCCUCCCAGCGGAGACGAUCGACGACCUCAUCUACGACGCCCGCUCCGGCGACCUCGCCGCCCUGCAGGAGGAUCUCGCCGCCUGCAGCGCGCAAUUCGCCAACGCAUCGCAGGGUAGCAUUGUGGCCGCGGUCAUCGACGCCGCCCCGGAAGCCGAGGGCGGCAGCGGCUCCAGCCUGUUGCAUUUCCCGGCUGCGAAUGGGAAUUUUGAAAUCCUAAACUACCUCCUCGGCCUCCUCGCCGCCGAGGACGAGGUUACGCGCCGCCGAAUCGUCAACCACCGGAACCACUCCGGCAACACGCCGCUGCACUGGGCGGCGCUGAACACGCAUCUGGAGUGCGUGAAGGCGCUGGUUGAGGCCGGCGCGGACAGCUCGAUCAAGAACGAGGCCGGGCUCGAUCCGGUGUUUUUGGCUGAGCGUGCGGACUGGUCGGCGCAGGAGGAGGAUGGUGCGGCUUCGUCAGCGUCGGCAGAGGGUGCGGGUGAGCAGGAUGCUGAUGCCGCCGCCGCGGCGGAUCCCGGCAAGAUGUCCAAGGGGAGACAGGUGGUUGAGUGGAUGCUGAGCGCUGAGGUGGCGGCUGCUGGCGGCGAUUCUGAGACGGUGGUUGCCUCCGCUGGGGUGCCGGUUACUGGCAAUGGGGAUGGGGAGACGAACUGA